AUGUCGUUCUUUAACUCCAACUCGAUGGAUAAAUUGGGCUCUAGGUUAGCCUCAAUUGUCUCAACUGCUUCGGAGAAAGUUAAAGAAGCGGCUGAGCGCACUCUUACGAAGGAGACCCCUUUAGAGCGAAACCUCAGAGAAGCCGUCAGCGAUAAAAAUUGGGGUUGCCCUACUUCUGUUCUUUCAGAGAUAGCGAGGGCCUCUCAUAACUUCUUAGACUUCCCCCUCAUCUCCCGCACCAUGUGGGCCGCCAUUUCGGAAGCCCCGAAGCGCUGGCGCAAAAUCUUUAAGGGGCUAACGAUGUUGGAGUAUAUGCUGAAGAACGGCCCCGAAAGAUUCGCAGAGGAAGCACGAGACAGAACUUAUCUCCUCAAGUCGCUGCAGAGCUUUAACUGGUCGGAGGAAGGAAGAGACAAAGGCGCUGGCAUUCGAGAGAAGGCUGGUAUCUGCACAACUUUGGUAUUUGACGCUGAGGAGCUGAAAGCCGCUCGAGAGACAGCAGCAAAAAACAGAGACAAGUACAUUGGCAUCUCCUCGGCGUCGUCUGUGGGGCCCCGCAGCAGCAGCAGCAGCAGCAGCAGCAGGGGACAGGCAGCAGCGGCAGUGGGAUUUGGCAGCAGCGCGAAACCCUCUUCACAAAGUGAUGCGAGCAGAGGCGACUCAGGCAUGCCGUCGUCGGUUUCCUCUCGCUCGAUGUCAGUGAAAGAAAAGAAAGGGGCCCCUGCGACAAAGGGAGGCCCCACGAAGAGCGACAGCAGCAGCUCCACUGCGAGCGCAAAAUCCUCUCGGCAAAAGGCUCCGGUACAGCAGGCGGAUUUGCUAGGAUUUGACAGCCCACCGCUAGGACUGCAGGGGGCGCCUUCUGUUCCUUCUCCCUUCGCUUCAGGGACGAGCGUCUGGGCAGACCCUGGCGUCGCCUCACAGGGCGCUGAGGGAGCCAGCAGCAGCAGCAGCAGCAGCAGCUUGGCUGGUUUCUUGCUUCCUCCACCCCCAGGGUCGAACGCCGCCGCAGGCAGCAGCAGCAACGGCGCAGGGAAAAUAGCUGCAGCAGACGCUGCAGGCAGCAGCAGCAGCAGCGGCGGCGCCGCAGGGGGCAGCGAUGAUUUGUUUGGGGGAUUUCAAGCAGCUACUCCGAACCCCACGGCUGCAGCACCAGGGACGCUAGCAGGAAGCAGCACCAGUCUGGACGCUGUCGCAGCGGCCUUUGCUGCUCCUGCAGCACCAGCUGCUGCUGCACCCGAAUGGGCCAACGGAGUUGGCGGUGGUUUUGAGUCGUCUUCUUCCUUAGGGAACUUUAGCGGGUUCCAGACAGCGUCGGCGGGCACCAACGACCCUGGAAGUGGGGCGCAGGGCGCUGCUGCAGCACCGCAGCUGGAACAGUGGCAGCAGCCAUUCACCAUGGGCAGCAACAGCAGCAGCGGCAGCAGCAGCAAUAGCAGCAGCGGCAACGCCAACACUCUCGGGUUUACUCAGCCAUUCACCCUGGGCGGCAGUAAUCCCAGCGGCAAUAGCAGCAGCAGCAGCAACAGCAACAUGAAGAUCCCCCAGCCGUUCAGUAUGAGCGGCAACAGCGGCGCAAAUUCACAACCGUUUUCCCUGGGUAGCAGCAGCAGCAGUGGCAUGCGUCCCUCCUCUAUGGGCGCAGGGGCGGCAGCGCCGCAGCCGUUCUCCUUGGGUGGAAGCUCAGCGCAGCCCUGGCAGCAGCAGCAGCAGCAGCAGCAGGCUGCUUCGAGCUUCACCUCAGGACAUCCCGGCCUAUUCUAG
Eimeria acervulina is the source of this 1764-nucleotide messenger RNA. RefSeq names its product EPN3 protein, putative. Gene Ontology annotation, molecular function: clathrin binding; phospholipid binding. Gene Ontology annotation, cellular component: endosome; clathrin vesicle coat; plasma membrane. Gene Ontology annotation, biological process: endocytosis. Bases 1 to 1764 code for a protein of 587 amino acids. Lineage: Eukaryota; Apicomplexa; Conoidasida; Eucoccidiorida; Eimeriidae. The transcript is spliced from 10 exons. The record is from RefSeq and is a predicted model, not a curated record.